Molecule: messenger RNA, 813 nt
Organism: Phragmites australis (common reed)
Lineage: Eukaryota; Viridiplantae; Streptophyta; Magnoliopsida; Poales; Poaceae
Product: fasciclin-like arabinogalactan protein 14
Exons: 1
Coding region: 1-813 (270 amino acids)
Cellular component (GO): plasma membrane
Source: RefSeq, a predicted model, not a curated record
AUGGCUCCUAACCUCUCCUUGCUCGUACUCCUCUUCCUCCUCUUCCCCGCGGCCAGCAGUUCGGUCGCCGCCGCCGCCGCGCCGAACACCGGCAACGCCUUCAACGUCACGGAGAUCCUCGGCCGGUACCCGGAGUUCAAGCUGUUCAACUUCCUCCUCACCAAGACUGGAGUCGCACGCGAGAUCAACAACCGGAAUGCCGUGACCCUGCUCGUCACGGACAACGCCGCGGUGGACUGGCUCCUCCGCCGCAGCGCCAGGCUCGCGCGCGCCGCGCUCGUCGAGCUCAUGUCCGUCCACGUCGCGCUCGACUACAUCGACGCGGCGAAGCUUGCGGCGCUGCCGCGGGGCCGGCCCACCGUGGUCACCACGCUGUUCCAGGCCAGCGGGACCGCGCGGAACCGCACAGGGUUCCUGAACGUCACCGCGACACCCCGCGGCGGCGCCGUGUUCGUCUCGGCCGCGCCCGGCUCGCUGGUGAGUGCCACGUUCAAGGGCGCGGUGACCGCGAAGCCGUACAACAUAUCGGUGCUCCAGAUCAGCAACCUCGUCGUGCCGCGGGGCGUCAUCACCAGGCCGCGGCCGCCGUCGCCGCCGUCGCCGAGGAUGAGGCAAAUGGCGAUCGCUCCGAGCCCUGCGCCAAUGCCGCCACGGCUACUGCCGAUGGUACCGAGCCCAGAGGACGACAUCACAGAGGCUCCGGGCGCGGCUGCGGUGCCGUCGCCGUCGCAUGGUCAUGCGGCGCAGGCGACGAGUUGGUGGUCUGGGGUUGGUGCGAUCGUGGGGAUGGCAUGCAUGCUCGGGUACUUGUAG